GGUGAUUGGCUAAAUCCUGCUGACCACUGCGUCCUGCUGCCUGGUCGCAGGAGCACAGUCGGCGGAUUGUGGGGACCUGGGACCCUGUGCCACAGGUCGCCCGCACUUCAUCUCCCGACUUGCACAACACUCCAUGAUUGAUCCUGCUGCCCGCUGCUUGCAAACUCUACCCGGUGUUUUUUUUCUCCCCUCCCACCAUGAUCGCCCCCCCUCUGCCCAUGUCGACGGCGAUGUAUUCCCAGUGAAGACGGCCCUGCGAUGGCUCACCAGCGAUACGAGGCGGGACUGGAGCCGGCUCGGCAGGACUACCCGGAGGUAACGCAGGGGUAUGGGUAUGGCAACCAACAUUACCAACAGCCGCCGCAGCCAUACCAGCAAUCACGGCCAUACUACCCGCAGUCCUAUGACAACCUGAUAUCGACGACACCGCCAAAGCAGGAUGCCACAGCAUGGGGCAGCACGCCCGCCGCGUCGCCCUACUGCUCGGCCGCGCAGCCAGCCAUGUCCCAGUUUGAGCCCGAGCCCAAAUCUCCUUCCGCCAGGACGAUAUGCGGCUGCAGCCUGCCCGUCUUCGUGCUGUCCUGCAUCAUCGCCCUCCUAGCAGCUGCCGUCGUCGGGCUAGCCGCGGCGACGGGCGUCCAAGCCCAGCGCGCCAGCAGCGCCGAGUCCGAUCUGUCUGAACUCAGGGCCUCCGUGGCGGGGAACAGCACCGCCUCCCAAGGGUCGAAUGCCCCGGUCGUAAUCGACGACGGGUGUUCCGAGAACCCGGAUAGCGUCGACAAGACGAUAUACACUUCCUUCAGCCUUCUCGGUGCGCGAAAGUUCAGGCGGUACUGCAACAAGGACGCGCCGCGCCCGCCCCUCCUCUCGCUCUUCACGGCCGACUUUGCGACCUGCAUGGACGCCUGCGCGGCCUACACGCAGUACGUGCCGAGCUCGUUCGGCGGCGCAACCGCCAACACGAGCCUCACCGUCUGUGCCGCCGUCAGCUUCAUCCCCGCCUGGACCGACAAGGCGAUCGCCGACGCCGGCGGCGCCCCGGGAAACUGCUACCUCAAGGGCAGGCCCCAGACCGAGGCGCUGCUGACCACGCCCAACAUCGGCGUCGACUGCCACGCUGCCAUCUACGCGGGAGCGGACUCAUCCUCGGGCGGGGACGAGGACGGCGGAGAGUAAGAGUGUAGGUAGCAGUGGCAGCAGCAGCGGUGACAGCAGCAGCAGCAGUAGUAGUAGUGGUAAUACUGGCAGCAACACCAAUCGGCGCGGGGCCGUCGUCGUC
Molecule: messenger RNA, 1279 nt
Organism: Thermothelomyces thermophilus ATCC 42464
Lineage: Eukaryota; Fungi; Ascomycota; Sordariomycetes; Sordariales; Chaetomiaceae
Exons: 3
Coding region: 259-1176 (305 amino acids)
Source: RefSeq, a predicted model, not a curated record